Molecule: messenger RNA, 1735 nt
Organism: Owenia fusiformis
Lineage: Eukaryota; Metazoa; Annelida; Polychaeta; Sabellida; Oweniidae
Source: the annotation of a GenBank genome assembly
ACCACACACAUUUUGAUGACGUAAACACAUCUGAAUGAGAAAACGACGAGAAAUCUCGAAUAUUAUCUCUAAUUACGUUAAUAAUUGACAUUUUGAACAUCCAAAGAAAAAUGUGUUCAAAUCUUUGUUGAUAUUUCUACGGACUUAGUCCAACUAUUUUACAAAUAUGUGACCACUUCCAAAGAUGUGACGAUCGGAUGUCAAAAUUUUGAAGAAAUUUGUGAGAUUUUUCAGAAAUUUAGGCAACUGUAGGACAUUCCAGUUCAGGCUUAACUAUCUGCUAUGGCAUCAUCUUCGGAAAACAAUGUUAAUUCAGAUCUAUCAGAACGAAUGGAUGGAGUAUCCUUAAAUGAUGGAGAUGUGGAAAUGGAGAAUACAGAUCUUCCCAGUGCAAUAAUUAUCGUCAAUGUAGCGGAUGUGGUAUUUGAGUCAGAAUCUGAAAAGUCCAUCUUUGAGGAAGUGUUUCGACAGUUUGACGCUGGUGCCACGUUUCAGUAUUUGAAGAGUUUCCGUAGAGCUCGUUGUAAUUACUGCUCACCAAUUGUGGCGGCAAAGGCUCGUAUACAGUUACAUGAAACAGAACUGUGUGGCAAUAGAAUCAAAUGUUUUUUUGUGCAGUCACCAAGUGAGGCAUUGAGGAACUCAGAACCUUAUCUUCAGCUCCCACCCCUUGAGAAACAAUUCCUUAUCUCACCCCCAGCCUCACCCCCUGUUGGCUGGGAACCAGUCCCAGAGGCAGAACCCAUCAUCAAUUAUGACCUUCUCAAUGCAGUAGUCAGACUUGCCCCAGGUGAAAAACAUGAGCUUCACCCACCAGUUGAUAAUGCCCCUGCCAUUGUGGUUCAUAUAUGUGAGGAUCCUGAAGGAUACAAAGACAAGCCAUUGGUACAGACUAGAAGACCCAAUUGUGGAGGGCCCUGAAUUUUAUCUUGUACCUGUAGCUAUCAUGCUUUAAAAUACAAUUCGGAGUGGUAUAGCAAGGCAUCAUCCAUCCAAGGUACACUCUAAGUUGUCAAAUGCAGGAAAUCAAUUUUGCAGGUGCCCUACUCGUUUAAGAGUAGAACGUACAAGAGAGACAGGAGGGAAAACUAUAGCAUUAAAAUGGCUUAUUUGUGGAGUAUCCUACUGAUCGCCACUUUUUUAUUGCAGAGCUGUAAAUACCCUUGCCAGAACAGGUUGUGCCUGUCUAACUAGGGUGCAGCAUCUACUUGUCAAAAUGGAAUUAUGAGUCAGUUUUAAUGUUGUUCUCUUAUACAUGUACUAAGCUAUCAAUUAGCUUUAUGGUAUAAUUUACUGGAUAUUGCCCAACAGUUCAGUCCUAAUACUUAUAUUGCUUAGUUAGUCGUAAUUUAGGACUUUUUAUCUGCAAUGAAUGAAGUCGAUAUUAAGAUUCAGAACGUUAAAACAAGAAAUCGUUUGUAUUUUUUAUCUUGUCUUGUAAAUAGUAAUGGUUUAAUCCAAAAUGUUGAAAUCCAUUUGUAAUGUCACAUGUUACAUGUAUAUUUGUUCUUGGUGCUAGUUCAAAUGGAUCCAUAUUCAUAGGGUGAACCAAAUCUGUGUUAUAUGGGGUGAGCUAUGUUGUACAGGGUGAGCUAUGUUGUACAUGGUGAGCCAUGUGUCCAUCUUAUACAGGGUGUCCCAUGAAUUCAUGUUAUACAGGAUGAGCCAUAGCUAUGUUGUACAGGGUUACAUAUGUUGUAGAGGGUGAACAAUGUGUCCAUCUUAUACAAGGUGU